AUGUAUAAAAUUGGCUUUACGCUUUUGCUGUGCGUCCUGGCGGGCGCCGGCGCCCAGUUCCUGGACAUUGAUCGUUAUCAGCAGCUGUUGCAGUUGCGCCCUCUGGCGGUAGAGUUUAUCGAUUAUUAUCGAAACAUAACGAGCGGCGAUCUGUUAAUACCCGGCACAGGGCUGCCCAAUCAACAGGAUCUGCGAUGCUUGGCCGAGGUGGCAACGCUCAGCCAGGGCGUGCAAACGGGCAGCAUUUGGGCGCUGCGCAUGAUCGACUCUUGGGGCCGUUUGCCCGCGGGCAUACUCUAUGGCAAUCGGAAGGAUCUGGGCAACUUUGAUGAGUGCAUCAGGGUGAACCAGCUGGUGGCCAGCACGGGUCACAGUCUGCGCGGCAAAUACUGCAUGGCCAAAUUGUUGUCCGGCAACAUGUUGGGCGGCAAUGCCGGCGCCCUGGGCAUGCUGAGCGUGCAGACAGCGAUUUGCCUGCCCGCCAGCUGCACGAGCGAGCACAUGGAGACGCUGCUCCGACAGCUUUUCAAGCAGCUGCUCAACAUUGAGCUGAGCACCGAGACGCAGCUGAUCAAUGCCGCCAACUGCCAGACCGCGGAGCGUGAGUCUCUUGAUGGUCUGGCCAUAUUUACCAUCGUGCUCAUGUGUGUUCUGGUCGCUGCCCUGCUGCUGGCCACGCUCUACGAUUACUUCCUGUGCGCGGAUCAGAAGCAUUUGCCCGCCUUGGUCAAGGUGUUCUCGGCACGUGCCAAUUCGCGCACGCUCUUCCGCAUUGUGGACAGCAAAACGAAUCCGAAUGUCAUCGACUGUCUGCACGGCAUACGCUGCCUCUCGCUUAUCUGGGUGAUUUACGGCCAUGACUAUAUCUUGCAAGGCAUAUCGCCCAAUAUUAAUCUGGUGGAUGUCAUACCGUGGUAUCGCUCGCCCUUCAGCAUGUUCAUUAUGCACGGCCUCUUCUCCGUGGACACCUUCUUCUUUCUCAGCGGCCUGCUUGUCGUUAUGGUUGCCCUGCGCUCCAUGGAAAGAACCAAGGGCAAGCUGAAUGUCCCACUGAUGUAUCUGCAUCGUUAUCUGCGCCUCACGCCUGUCGUCGCCUUGGCCAUACUGUGCUACAUGAGAAUCCUGCCCCUCCUGGGCGCCGGUCCGCUCUAUAAGGGCCUGGUUGCUCAGCUCUCGGCGCCCUGCGAGGACAACUGGUUCUGGACGCUGCUCUAUGUGCAAAACUAUGCCACCAACACUGUGUGCCUGCCGCAUAGCUGGUAUCUGGGCGUGGACAUGCAGCUGUAUAUCUUCUCGCCCCUGUUUCUGAUUGCGCUCUACAAGUGGGGCAAAAAGGCCAUUGCCGGCAUUGUGGUGCUUCUGCUGCUGUUGGCUGCAUGCCUCUUCAGCAUGAUGGUAGUCAAGGGCUACAGCUUAUCUACUGGUGGCAUGUCCGAUGAGAUAUACUUUACGACGCACACACGCGCCUCGCCCUGGAUAAUUGGCCUAAUCUUUGGCUAUUAUCUGCAUGUGAAUCGCAGCAAAACCUUUAAGCUAAAUCGUCUAACCGUCUGGCUGGGCUGGCUCAUCAGCCUAGGCCUGAUCUUCACCAGCCUGUUUGCGCUCUAUCCAUAUCCGGCGAACGGCAAUCAUUUGCCCAUCGUUAAUGAGGCCUUCUACGUGACGCUAACACGGAUUGCCUGGCCCCUGGCACUCGUUUGGCUGGUGUUCGCCUGCAAAUACGGCUACGGCGGAUUGGCCAACAGCUUCCUCUCCAGCCCGCUGUGGCAGCCCCUGUCGAAGCUCUCCUACGGCGCCUACAUCUGGCACAUACUCAUCGCGAUGCUCAAUGCCGGCAUCACGCGCACCAGCACCUACUUCAGCGACUAUCAAGUGAUGUUGCGCUUUUGGCAUGACUUUGGCUUUACCAUUUUGUUGGCCUAUUUCAUGUUCCUCUUGGUCGAGGCACCUUUCGGCGGCUUGGAGAUGUUAUUGUUACCCACUCGCGCGCCCAGAAGCCAGCCUCCUCCAGCUGCCAAGAGCAGCCCCAUAGCCGAGCCGGAGCCAUCAAGCAUUGAAAUUGCGCCUGCGCUGGAGCCGAAAACAGCUCCGGUUAAUUAGGUUGCAAGACGCUUUAUAUAAUUCCUAAGUAAGCUAAGC
Messenger RNA from Drosophila novamexicana, 2139 nucleotides. Its product is annotated as nose resistant to fluoxetine protein 6-like. Lineage: Eukaryota; Metazoa; Arthropoda; Insecta; Diptera; Drosophilidae. Bases 1 to 2100 code for a protein of 699 amino acids. The record is from RefSeq and is a predicted model, not a curated record. The transcript has 9 exons. Gene Ontology annotation, molecular function: acyltransferase activity, transferring groups other than amino-acyl groups.